Molecule: messenger RNA, 685 nt
Organism: Tripterygium wilfordii
Lineage: Eukaryota; Viridiplantae; Streptophyta; Magnoliopsida; Celastrales; Celastraceae
Exons: 2
Coding region: 150-569 (139 amino acids)
Source: RefSeq, a predicted model, not a curated record
GAAAUUAUAGAUAUACAUCUGAAUACAACAUAUUAAUCUGGUGCACUGGUUUAUUCAUUGCUACUAAAAGUGCACCGAUAGUCCCGGUUGCCCCGUAGUGUGCUGGUAGCCCAGUUGACUAUCCCGAUUCUUUUACAUGCUAUAUUGCUAUGCAUGGGGAAAAGCCCGAGAAGAGGACAAAUGUCCAUUAUGUGGUGGCUAAGGCCAAUAUGGUGGAACACGAUCAUAAGGAUUGUAACAGGAAGCAAAUUGGAAAAGUUUCUUCCCAGGGUUCUAAUGCUGGUGGUGCUGGUGGCAACAAGAAGUUCAAUAGGACUUGCCUUGUAUGCAAUAAGCUAGAAUACCGAGCCAUAGAUUGUUGUCAUCUCCAAAAGAAGAAUGCACAUGCCAACGUUGUUGAGAACGUUGAUGAGGAAGCUAUAGAGCUUACCUCUGUUGUGUCAAAAGUAAACAUGGUGUACAACCCAAAAGAGUGGUGGGUUGAUAUAGGCGUCACUUGUCGUGUUUUUUCUGACAUGAAGAGCUACUCUGAAUUUGAAGCAACUGAUGAUGAAAACAGUUGUUCAUGAGAAACUCUUUUGUGCGCAAAAAUCUAAACUAUGGGGUAAUUGUGCAGUUGGUUUUAUCGAUUCACUUAGGGUGGAUGUAUGACGUUAAGGCCAGAGAAAAGCAGGUUAUUUUGACA